Messenger RNA from Bactrocera dorsalis (oriental fruit fly), 1914 nucleotides. RefSeq names its product chromatin assembly factor 1 p55 subunit (gene Caf1-55). Gene Ontology annotation, biological process: regulation of gene expression. The transcript has 3 exons. Bases 312 to 1601 code for a protein of 429 amino acids. Gene Ontology annotation, cellular component: NuRD complex; ESC/E(Z) complex; nucleus. Gene Ontology annotation, molecular function: histone binding. The record is from RefSeq and is a predicted model, not a curated record. Lineage: Eukaryota; Metazoa; Arthropoda; Insecta; Diptera; Tephritidae.
CAACCAAGUUCGCUUGAAAAGUGCUUCGGCUUCUAUAUAAUUCUUUUCAUUUUGCUACCGGUGAAUUUAAUUUAUACAAACGUUUAUUAGCGAAAUAUAUUAAAUAUUUCGACAGAAUUAUACUAUUUACUGCAUAGCAUAAUUUAAGAAAUAAGUUAAAAGAUUUGCAGAUUCACUCUGGUAAUUUGAUAAUUACUGCUAGUAGUUGCUUAAAAAUUGUCUGCGUCGCUGCUAUCGUAGCUUUCGCCGCUGUUGCUUUGUUGUUUUGGCGCCUUUGAGCCAACGCUAGCGGCGUGAAUAAUUUACCAACUAUGGUUGACCGAAGUGAUAAUGCUGAAUCUUUCGAUGAUGCCGUUGAAGAGCGCGUCAUUAAUGAAGAAUAUAAAAUAUGGAAGAAAAAUACACCAUUUCUUUACGAUUUGGUAAUGACACAUGCAUUGGAGUGGCCUUCAUUGACUGCACAGUGGCUGCCGGAUGUCACUAAACAGGAGGGAAAAGAUUAUUCUGUACAUCGUCUGAUUUUGGGCACCCAUACUUCGGACGAACAAAAUCACCUCCUCAUUGCAAGCGUUCAAUUACCCAGUGAAGAUGCUCAAUUCGAUGGCUCACAUUAUGAUAAUGAAAAAGGCGAGUUCGGAGGCUUUGGAUCUGUUUGUGGGAAGAUAGAAAUCGAAAUUAAAAUCAAUCAUGAGGGUGAAGUAAAUCGUGCACGUUAUAUGCCACAAAAUGCAUGUGUUAUUGCAACGAAAACACCAUCAAGCGAUGUGCUUGUCUUUGAUUAUACGAAACAUCCUAGUAAACCCGAACCAUCCGGUGAAUGCCAUCCUGAUUUGCGAUUGCGGGGACAUCAAAAAGAAGGUUAUGGACUAUCAUGGAAUCCAAAUUUAAAUGGCUAUUUACUGUCUGCGUCUGACGAUCAUACAAUCUGCCUUUGGGAUAUAAACGCCACACCUAAGGAGCAUCGGGUUAUUGAUGCAAAAAAUAUUUUCACCGGUCACACUGCAGUCGUGGAAGACGUUGCCUGGCAUUUGUUGCAUGAAUCACUUUUUGGUUCUGUUGCUGAUGAUCAGAAACUUAUGAUCUGGGACACACGUAAUAAUAAUACGUCAAAACCAUCGCAUACGGUGGAUGCCCAUACGGCUGAAGUAAAUUGUUUGAGUUUUAAUCCCUAUUCUGAAUUUAUUCUGGCAACCGGUUCUGCUGAUAAGACAGUGGCAUUAUGGGACUUGCGCAAUCUCAAAUUGAAACUACAUUCCUUCGAGUCGCAUAAGGACGAAAUUUUCCAAGUACAGUGGUCACCGCAUAAUGAAACAAUUUUGGCUUCGUCUGGUACGGACCGUCGACUACAUGUAUGGGAUCUAUCGAAAAUUGGUGAAGAACAGAGCGCAGAAGACGCCGAAGAUGGACCACCAGAGCUAUUAUUCAUUCAUGGCGGUCAUACCGCUAAAAUAUCGGACUUCUCGUGGAAUCCAAACGAACCGUGGAUAAUAUGUUCGGUUUCGGAGGACAACAUAAUGCAAGUAUGGCAGAUGGCAGAAAACGUAUAUAAUGACGAGGAGCCCGAAAUACCAGCAUCUGAAUUGGAAACAGCCACCGCAUAACUGAUUCUAAUUAUCGUGUUUUUAUAAAUUACAAGUUUUUUAACUACUGUUUUGAAAUACUACCUAUGUCAAUAUCCAUACGUGUGGGAAAAAUGAUAUAUACUUUCUUUUAUAAUUAUUUUCUGUUUAUAAAUAAUAUGUAUGCAGUUUUAGUAAUUUAUUUGUUCUGUAUUAGUAUGCAACGCUCAUCUAUUAUUACUAGUAAGUUAGACGGUGAGCGCGCAUUGUCUCAAAUAUACACACGUACAUAUAUAUGCAUGGGCACAGGCUGUCCAAAUAAAGAAAAUUACUAUCUUACUAAUGCGUAGAGUAA